UGACUGUGCAAGCCAGUUUUAUUAAUAUAUUAAUAAUAAUUUCCGUAUAUAAAUUUAGUGAUGUUUUUAGUAAAAAUACAUAUUUACUACAUCCAGGCAGCAAAUGCAAGAUUCCAAACUUCGAUGUCUUCAGCUAUGAAGUUAAAAACAUCUACCAAAAAGAUGACUACAUACCUUGCACAAAUAAAACUCUUUUAACGUAUACAAUAAUAAACGGUGAAGGCAAUGUAGCAAAAUUAAAAGUUAAUGAAAGUGCUAAAAAUGAGUACUAUGACGGCGAUGGAGAUGUACAGUGUUGCAUCAGAUAUGUGAACAGAGAUGGGAGUGAACGUUAUCCCGAUGUGGGAAUAAGCUUAUCAGGUUGUCAUUGGUUUGUAAAGGAAGCUAUCCUCUCUCAAGAUACAGCUUUCGUAAAUUGUUUCAUGAACUAUUCAUUGAUAUACAGUAACGUCCACAACCCUAUGUUCAUCAAGAAGCCAUUAUACGAAAAAACGAAGGUUGAAAAUAAAAACAUUAAACCCAUAAGUGUACUCUUCGUAGUGAUAGACAGCGUGUCGCGUUUGAAUUUGAUCAGAACCAUGCCGAAAACGCACAAGUACCUUUUACAGAGUGGCUUCUACGAAAUGAAAGGUUACAAUAAAAUUGAUGACAACACAUUCCCGAACUUCAACGCUCUAUUAACAGGGUUUAAUCUGAAACAAUCCCGUGAAAUUUGCCAACCUGACAAGAUUGGAAUGCUGGAUGUUUGCCCUAUGAUAUGGUACGACUAUAAAAAUCUGGGUUAUGUCACAGCAUAUGCUGAAGAUCAUACUAGUAUAAGUACAUACAAUUAUUUUAAGAGGGGUUUCUCGAAUCCACCCACAGAUUAUUACUUCAAACCAUACUUCGAAGCUAGUGAAUAUUUAGGCACGAGGAUGCAGGAUUACAUGCCGUUUUGUGCAGGACCUGAAUCAGCAGGGGAGAGGGUGUUGAAUUUAGCAAAUGAUUUUUCUAAAACUUACUUAAAUGUGCCAAAAUUUGGAAUAUUCUGGAUGAACACUUUUAGCCAUAACCACAUCAAUUCUCCAACAAGAAUGGAUGAAAAACUAUUGGAGUUCUUCCAGGAUUUAAAACUGAAUGGUGUGUUUGAUGACAGUAUUGUGAUAUUUCUUAGCGAUCACGGUAUAAGAUUUGGCGAAGUAAGGCAAACUACUACAGGGUGGUUUGAGGAGAGACUCCCAAUGAAUUUGAUAUCGCUACCGAAAUGGUUUAAGCAGAAAUACCCAGAAGAAACAGCAAAUUUGGAGAAGAACCAACACAAACUUACUACUACCUUUGAUGUGUACCAAACCCUGCAACAUUUACUGGUGUUAUCAGGCAAAAACUACACGGAAACUUCAUGUCAAGGAGCACCAAGUUGUACAUCUCUUCUGAAACAUAUAUCAACAUCAAGGCAUUGUCAAGAUGCUGGCAUACCGGAUGAAUGGUGUUCGUGUACUGGGUACUUCUCACAAAUUGCUACAGAUUCCUCCAUAGUGAUAAAUGGUGCACUUGGUAUCAUUGACAAACAUUUAAAACAUACAUAUUACGACAAUUAUACUUUAGAUGUUGUUAAGAAGGCUACGUUAAGCGAAAAUUUCAAAGGUAAUGAAUAUUUGUUAGUCACAUCGCAAACAAAACCGUUCGCUGUAUUUAAUAGUUUGUUAAGAUUUACUAAUUCCACUCUCAAUCUUAUACAAAUGUUAAAAGUAGCCUAGUGUUUUAUAAUACAUAUUAUAUUGAAAACU
Brassicogethes aeneus is the source of this 1766-nucleotide messenger RNA. Lineage: Eukaryota; Metazoa; Arthropoda; Insecta; Coleoptera; Nitidulidae. The record is from the annotation of a GenBank genome assembly.